AUGAAAAUUAAUGUCGCCAUUGUCGGGGCCGGAAUAGGCGGGCUAACGUGUGCGAUUGCUUGCCGCCGAGCAAACCGAGCCCUGCAAGUCACUGUCAUCGAGCGAACGCCGGAAGUUUUGACCAUCGGCGCCGGCAUACAUAUUCCACCGAAUGCCUCCCGUAUUCUGGCAGAAUUCGGUCUACUUGAGAAGCUCAAAGAAGCUGGUGGUUAUCAACCAGAUUUUUUCAGGCUCAGAAGAUACUCGGAUGGUCGGGCAAUUGCAGAGAAGCCGCUUAAAACCAGGACUGUGACGGAAUACGGAGCAGAAUGGAUAGCUAUACACAGAGGCGACUAUCAGCGAGUUCUUAUGGAGGAAGCCAGCGCCCUCGGAGUGCGCAUCAUGACAGGAGCGGAGGUUGUUGAUAUCGUUAGAGCCCCCAGCGGACAACAAAAUGUUGUACUGAAAGAUGGGAGCUGUCUGGGCGUUGAUGUGGUAAUAGGUGCAGAUGUCUCACUCUCAGGGCUCUGGUCUCGUAUACGCGAUAUUGUUCUAGAUCGGUCUUUCUCACCUGCCGCUACGGGUGAUUUGGCCUAUCGUGGUACGUUCACCCACGCGCAACUAAAAGCUCAGAAGAACGAAAAACUGGAUGACCUUCUGCAACAAUCAGAUAUACAAGUAUGGCUGGGGUCGGGGAAGCAUGCGGUAUUCUACCCGCUGAGAAAUCGAAAAGAAUAUAACUUGGUAUUGAUCGUGGCCGAUGACCUCCCUCCCGACGCACGAACUUUACCAGGUAAUUCAGAAGAUAUUGCUGCCAAAUUUGUCGAAUGGGAUCCAAUCCUAGCUGACAUCAUCUCGAUCAUGAACUCGCCACUGCAAUGGAAGCUCUUUCACUUCAAGGAGCUCGAUCAGUGGACAAAGGGAACGAUUACGCUCAUGGGGGAUGCAUCACAUCCAACUCCCCCUUAUCAAGGUCAAGGGGCAGCAAUGGCUGUCGAAGACGGUGCGAUUCUAGGAUUGUUUCUGGGAAAAUUCCAAAAGUAUACAGUACCUGCGAGCCAAGAUGACAAAAUGAGACUUUUGUCUAGUUUAUUUGGUUUGUACGAAGACCUGCGCAAGGAUCGAACCAAAGUCAAUGUCGAAGGCGCUGUGCAUACUCGGCACUACUACCAUCUGCCUGACGGUCCAGAGCAAAGAGCUCGUGACAAGGCGUUGGCUGAACUUCCAUUAAAAGAUUGGAAAUUUUCCUGCUCAUUCAACUGGGGUGAUGCGGAGUAUCAGAGGAGUCUACUUGGAUUUGAUGUCCUUGCUGAUGCGGUAGCCAAGUAUGAUGAUUGGCAAAAUGCCAUUUAUCGAAUAUGCGCUUUGACUAUGCCAAAGAAUAUUUUCAUUCCGUGA
This is a messenger RNA of Penicillium lagena, 1377 nucleotides long. Its product is annotated as putative salicylate hydroxylase. Gene Ontology annotation, biological process: secondary metabolite biosynthetic process. The record is from RefSeq and is a predicted model, not a curated record. The coding region runs from base 1 to 1377 and encodes 458 amino acids. The transcript is spliced from 6 exons. Lineage: Eukaryota; Fungi; Ascomycota; Eurotiomycetes; Eurotiales; Aspergillaceae. Gene Ontology annotation, molecular function: monooxygenase activity; FAD binding.